GCAGCGGCAAGACGAAUCGAGUUGAGCGGCAAUUUUCUGAAUCCGACCAUCACUUUUGACACUCACACACUCGACACCACCACACCACACUACCACUUCGCCAUGGCGCUGGACGAGGCAGAUCCACCGCCGCCGCCGUCGACGAGCAAUGGCCAUCGCCACACCAAGGGCCUAGUAGCAGAAGAGCACCAUUACCCACCUUCGACACCGCACCUCAAUCCGCACAAUCUCCUCAUCCUCUCCCACCAGUCACGAGGAAGGGGCGUAUAUGCCUCCAAAUCGAUGAGCGCAGGUACUUUGUUGGAGAUCAGCCCCGUCCUCGUCUUUGAGCCAGAGGAGUGGCGCAAUUAUGGCUGCAAGACUGUACUGGAUAGCUAUACCUUCAAAUGGAGCGGCAUGGGAGCGCAUGCACUUGCCCUCGGACUUGGCUCCCUCUUCAAUCAUUCCCCGCACCCCUCAGUCUCCUUCACACUGGACAGACCCUCCCACUCGAUCCGCUACACCCUCGUCCGCGACGUUGUAGCAGGUGAAGAGCUCUGCAUCUCCUACGGUCCAUGGGGCAAGCAGUACGAGUCCACAAAUGGCAACGUCGUAGCGGGAGAAAGUGACGCAGCUGCAGACGAGACGGAUGAGGAACAGCGUUGUAGCAGGGAUCUGGACGAUAUGCUUCGAAUUGGGCAGGAGAGAGGAGCAGAGGGGAGUGGAGCAGAGAGUGAGGCGAGUGGGAGUAGUCCGAGGAGACAGCUACCAAAGAGGAGAACCAGGACGAGGUAUACGGGGGCGAGUGGGUCUACUGCGGCUCCAGCUCUGGCCUCAGCCUCAGCAUCAUCGUCGAGCGCCAUCAAGGAUCAACAGCAACAAUCACCCGCAUCUCUCACCCCGCAACCGCCACGCCGCACAACAACGCGCCUCACCACGCCACCCCCAUCCAUCCAAUAUGCGGCCAGCUGCGUCUCCUCCCACCCAAUUUGGCGUCUCACUUCCCUCCCCGACCCCGCCACCAUCCCUCUAACCCUCAUCCCCUGCUGGGCCCUUACCAUCUCCCCCACAUCGUCCAGCUCCGUCCUCCCCUUCCUCCGCAAGCACUCCCGCGUCCUAGGCCGUGGUCCACAGCUAGGAGGCGAAGAAGACCCACUGAGGCACGCAAAGACGCUGAGUAGGAGGCAGGAGGAUGGCGGCAAGCUAAGGGCACUCGUAUGCCCGCAGGCGGCAUUGAGUGAGGAAGAGGUGAGGAGCCUAGCUGAGAGGGGGUUCGCGGCUGAAGCGGAGGUGGUCAAGGUGAAUGUGGCUAGUAGUGCUGCCCCGCUCAAGGAGAGGGCAGGGGAAUGGUGCGCUUCUUGGCCUGUGGCCUUCCGCAGCGUGCAGGCAACCGCGCCCGUAGUUCCGGCUCCUCCUCCAACUACGGCGGCGGCUGCGACUUCUCCGCCGCAAGCAGGAGCUGCAGCCACGAAUGGUAGCCGAACAAACACAGGCACUGGCACUGGUACAGGCACAGGAAGUGGAACAGAUUCGCCCACCCCUGCCCCGGUCCCGGCUCCCUCCCCCUCGCCUCAACCUCCCAACCUCUUCGUGGACCGACGAGCAGACUGCGCCUUCUGGUCACCGCCGCGCACAGCAUGGGUGAUCCGCAAGCUAGCCCGAUGCGUCCUGACGGCUAUGUCCGCCUCAUCUCGCGGCGAACUCCCAAUCGCAGUGCACAUCUGUCCCUCCAUCCUCCCCUCGACCACAAUCGGCACCAGCGGCGGCGGCGGUGGAGGUCCGGACGGGUCCGCCCACGCGCCACUGACGCUGAGCGCUGCAGCCACAACGGCGGCCGGGUGGGAUGUGGAUGGCCUGCCCCUCGAAGGGGGAGAGGCCAUCGAGGUGGACGCGGCGGAUACUCGGGUGGGGCAGCGCAACCCGAUCAAACACGCGGUGGGGAACGCCGUUAGUCGCGUGGCGGAGAUUAGGGCAGAGAGGAGGGCAGCGGUGGAUACGGCUGGGGCGAUAGGGGAAGGAUCCACAGCGGCCGCUGAGUAUCUGGCCGCAACAUCAUCGACGGGGACGACAAGGGGCUCCGCCUUUUCCUCCUCCGGAUCGGGCUUGGGCUCGGGCUCGGCCUCGGGCUUCGCCUCCCCUUCAGCAUCAGCAUCCGCAUCAGCAUCAGCGUCAGGGAGUCGUCCGGACUCCCCCUCCUCAGCAUUCCAACCCCCUUUACUCAACGGACAAGACUACCUCCUUACCUCUCUUACCCUCUUCACCACGCACGAGCCAUGCAUCUACUGCAGCAUGUCCCUCGUCCACUCCCGUGUACGGCAUGUAGUCCUCCUCACCCCUUCUCCUCGUGGAUCAGGAGGAUGCUGCGGCAGUCAGCUGCCAGAGAGUAGGAGGUGCGCAGAGGAUGGAGGGCCCUACGCUUUGCACGAGCAGAGAGGGCUUAAUCAUCGCUUCGAGGUUUGGAGGUGGAGAGGGGGAUUGGAUGUGGUGCAAGAGGAGGUGAGACGCAUCAGUGGUGAGAAGGUGGAUGUGGCUGAUCUGCUCGAUUUGGCAAAGUGGGGGAGGGCGGUUGAUCCUUGAGAGAGCGGGAAGGGGAAGAGGGAGAGGUAAAUCCGGGGAGCAUGGAGCUUAGAGCGUGUAUGUGAGGCGAAGUGGAAUGGAAGAGAAAGCAAAAAAAGUACAG
Jaminaea rosea is the source of this 2659-nucleotide messenger RNA. RefSeq lists its product as hypothetical. NCBI's taxonomy places the organism in Eukaryota, Fungi, Basidiomycota, Exobasidiomycetes, Microstromatales. Gene Ontology annotation, molecular function: protein binding; catalytic activity. The transcript has 2 exons. Bases 103 to 2556 code for a protein of 817 amino acids. The record is from RefSeq and is a predicted model, not a curated record.